Xylaria bambusicola is the source of this 2205-nucleotide messenger RNA. Its product is annotated as sphingoid long chain base kinase-like protein. The transcript is spliced from 3 exons. NCBI's taxonomy places the organism in Eukaryota, Fungi, Ascomycota, Sordariomycetes, Xylariales, Xylariaceae. The record is from RefSeq and is a predicted model, not a curated record. Gene Ontology annotation, biological process: sphingosine biosynthetic process. The coding region runs from base 456 to 1985 and encodes 509 amino acids. Gene Ontology annotation, cellular component: intracellular membrane-bounded organelle; membrane; cytoplasm.
GCCUGUGAAAAAGGACAUGUACCUAGAUGGUGAUUAAGCAUAGCUCUACCGAAGCUAGUUAUCAUAUUAGGGAUAAGUCUACUAGUAAAAAUAAGGCCUGAGAAUCAAGUCUUGGAAUGCAAGAUUGACAACUCCCCGAGUCUGAAUACUAAUCGUCAAGCCCCUGCAGAACGAAACGUCUCGCUAUGUAUCUGACUAACCUGAUUGUAACUAACCUUAGGUAGUACUUGCCUAGCUCGGCGCGUCAGCCUUAACGGAUACAAUACGGACGGAGCUACCUCGAGACUCUCAAUUUCUGGAUAUUGCUGUCCUAGCUCCAAUAUUCUUCUCUUCAGUCUGUGAUCAUUUAUUCUCCUUUCACCAGUCACUCGUUUUUCAAUUUCAGCAGAUUCACUUAAUUCAAUUCACUCGUUCUUGGGCUGUUUUACAAAAACAAAAACAACAAUAAUAAUAAUAUGUCUGAAUCGCAUGCGGCCUCUGCAGCCGCAGACCCAGCCUCUGGUCCAGAAGGAUCAGAGUCUACCACUUUGACGGUGGGCACCAUCUUCCUGACUCUACGCCUAGACGGACUAAAUAUCUACGAAGAUGGAGGCAGUCCCGACCGCCGUGAAACUAGGUUCUGCGGUGUUCCUAUCACUAAACCAACGGUCGCCAUGACCAUACCGUACUACAAUGUCCUCUGGAUCUCUGCCGAAAACGAGCAACUUGUCAUCGAUUACGCCGCCGAGAAAUCCAAGGGAAAUGUCCACCACGCGAGGCUUAAGUACUCUCUCGACAGUGUACCAAUAUUCAAGACACAGCCUUUUAUCGCGGGCCUCCUCAAUCGUGUCUAUAGCCAAGUUCCACGUCAGCGACGCGCCAAGGUCCUUAUAAACCCUCAUGCUGGUCCUGGGGGUGCAACUCGCUUAUGGGAAAACGAUGUCAAGCCCAUUUUCGAAGCAGCUCGGAUGACUCUGGAUGUGAUUACUACGUCACGCAGCGGCGAAGGAAUAGAUAUCUGCGAGGCUCUAGACAUCGACGCCUACGAUGUCGUGGUGAUCUGCUCCGGUGACGGGCUUGCUUACGAGGCUUUCAACGGCUUCGGUAAACGGCCUGACGCACGCAGUGCCCUGCAAAAGGUUGCCAUCGCACAUAUCCCUUGUGGUAGUGGCAAUGCCAUGAGCUGCAACCUAAACGGUUCAAAUGCCGCGGGGGCUUCGGCUUUGGCUGUAGUAAAAGGUGUUCGAACUCCUAUGGAUUUAAUGACUGUCACCCAGGGCGAUCGACGGAUGUUAAGCUUCUUGAGUCAAUCGGUUGGUAUCAUCGCGGAAGCCGAUCUUGGAACUGAGAACAUGCGGUGGCUGGGCGCGAAACGCUUCGACCUAGGUGUAGCCCAGCGCAUUUUCAGCAAGAAGGUGUAUCCUUGCGAUAUCGCCGUGAAGGUUGAGCUUGAGAAUAAGGAUGAGAUCAAGGCUCACUACAAACGGAUCCAGAGCGACGAAGAGGGGAAAAACAACGAUGAGCCCUCGCUAUCUAGUGUCUCGAGGCCAGAUGCAGCAGAAGGGUUGCCACCAUUACGCUUCGGCACAGUCAACGACCAGCUACCUGAAGAUUGGCAGGUGGCCUCGCAUGAUAAACUAGGCAACUUCUACUGCGGAAAUAUGGCAUGGGUGGCUCCAAGUGCCAACUUUUUCCCCGCCGCAUGUAUCAAUGACGGACUAAUGGACCUUGUCACCAACGAUGGAGACAUACCGAUACUUAAAUACAUAGAUCUCAUGACUUCUGUCGAGAACGAGUCGUUCUUCGACAAGAAACUCCUUUCAUACCGCAAAAUUGUCGCCUACCGUUUCACCCCGCGUAACCAGACUGACGGCUACAUCAGUAUUGAUGGCGAACGUAUUCCUUUUGCACCCUUUCAAGUUGAGAUCCACCCCGGCCUUGGCACGGUGCUGUCCAAAAGUGGACGGUAUGAAUCUUUCGGGCCUCCCAAAUGGAGAGAUGCUUAGGCGUAUAUCUCAUUUUAUUUCUUUACCAUAUACCAUAUUAAUAGACUGAGGAUUGAAGGCAACUAGCGAGAUAAAGAUACCCCAUAGAGAACAAACUUAAUCACAGCGGACGGAGGAUUAGGAGCUAGAGGAAUAGUCUAUCGACAAUUGGACUACCACGGGAGUUUUGCGAGUAUUUGCCAUUUCAAGUGUUAGCGAAGUAUAGUCGCGUCGCAACAGG